Molecule: messenger RNA, 1455 nt
Organism: Porites evermanni
Lineage: Eukaryota; Metazoa; Cnidaria; Anthozoa; Scleractinia; Poritidae
Source: the annotation of a GenBank genome assembly
AUGGAACCAAGAUCAAGAGAAACUACUCCUACAAAAGAGGAUUUGGAUUUUAUAGUUGAUGAUGGUUAUAGAUAUGAUGUGGAUCCAGAUUAUGUUCCAGAUGAAAAAUAUCUUGUUAGUGGAAAAGAAUUUAAAAAGUUAGUUCGAAAUGCUAAAAAACUUGGUGCUGAAUCGCUUGAUUAUUCAACACGAAAAAAUAACAAAUACAUGGCAACACUUUCAAGUGGAAAAAAAGUUCAUUUUGGAUCGCCAAAAUAUCCAGACUAUCUUAUUCAUCAAGACAAAGAUCGACGAGAUAAAUAUCUUGCUAGAGCAACAAAGAUUAAAAAUAAACAGGGGGAGUUAACUUAUAAUAAUCCUGAAUCAUCUAACUAUUGGUCUGUACAUCUACUUUGGCCAGAAAAAAGUAAAUUAAAGAUUUGAUAAAAUAUAAUAAAAUGAGUUCAAAUGAUAUUGUUGGUCUUACUAGUCUAUCUAAUGAUAUUGAUUUAGUUGGUCUUACUAGUCUAUCUAAUGAUAUUGAUUUAGUUGGUAAAACAUAUGUUAAUAGUAAUUAUGUAGAUAAUUUUAACGAAAAACUUAUAAAAGUUUUAGAAGAAGGAUUAAAAGAAAUUUCGGAUAGUUUAUAUUCUAUAGAAGUCACAAUUGAAAAUAAAUUAUUGCUUAAAGAUUAAAUUAUAAUAAUAAAAAAUGCAAUUAUCUAGUUACGAUCAUCUUACUCCAGAGAAUAUUAUUUUUAAUGAACCUAAAGAGUACAAAGUAAAAGACAGCAAAAUCAAAUACAAACGUAUUCCAAUUGAAGUUAAAUAUCCAAAUGGAAAGAAAGGACCACUUGUAAUCGAAACUCCAGUUCUUUUUUCUUUUGGAGUAAAUGAAAAGAAAAACCAAGAAACAAACAAGUUAGUAGGUUAUAGUAUUCCAGUAUGUCUUUGGGCUAAAGGUAGUGAGCCGAAUACUAAAGAAAAAGCAUUUUUUGAUGUUAUUAAUAAUAUAACAACUGCCUCUCAGCAAUAUUUAGAGAGUGAAUACGGUGCAGAUCUAGCAUCAACUCUAUCUUCACCAUUUUAUUUCAAACAAGAAGAAUAUACAGAUAAGAAAGGAAAGAAAAAAACAAGAAUAGAUCCCUCAUCCUCACCAGUUCUUUACGCAAAACUUAUUUACUCAGAAAAAUCUAAGAAAAUUCUUUCACUAUUUAAAACAAAAGGAAAGAAGGAUUUAAAUCCUUUUAAAUAUAUCAAUCAGUACUGCAAUGUUAAAAUGGCUUUGAUUGUUGAAGGAAUCUUUAUAAGUAAGACUGUAACACCUUUACAAAUAAAAGUACAUGAGUGCUAUGUCAAACCAUUAAAACCUAGGGAAUCUUUACUAACAAUUGAGGAGGAAGAGAGUGAGGAUGAAGAGAUAACUGAUCAAGUAAUUGAAGACUUACUUUCAUCUGAUAAAGAAGAAAAUGAGUAA